Mesorhabditis belari is the source of this 423-nucleotide messenger RNA. NCBI's taxonomy places the organism in Eukaryota, Metazoa, Nematoda, Chromadorea, Rhabditida, Rhabditidae. The record is from the annotation of a GenBank genome assembly.
AUGAAACUGCAACUCUUGAUCUACAUCAAUAUGUCGAUUGCUUAUGAUGAUGGCUGGGAAGCAUACAUUUGGAUGGGUUACACCAUCGAGAUUGUUCUCUAUCUGAUGACAGCUGUUUCUGUGCCGAUUACGUAUCAUCUUUUAUGUCAUACACCAAUCUUAGCAUAUCUUUUAUGGUUUAUGACAAUCGCUAAUUUCCUCUACGUAACUGCUUAUCUCGUUCACAUGCUUGACAUUUCUUGGUCUCUUCGAAAUGUGAUUGGAUUGACACUCAAUAUUUUUAUAUCAUGGGUAUUCAGUCGAGUGAGCAGUGAAGAAUUGAGUCGAAAGCCGAGUGAACCGAUUCUUGAUAGCCGGGGAAGGAUUUUGUACAUUGGCGCAAAGCAGGACGACUAUUUCAGUCAACUCGACGCUCAAUGGGCA